This is a messenger RNA of Dimorphilus gyrociliatus, 815 nucleotides long. NCBI's taxonomy places the organism in Eukaryota, Metazoa, Annelida, Polychaeta, Dinophilidae. The record is from the annotation of a GenBank genome assembly.
GCAUUAGAAGCAAAAGAAAUUUUGUCUUAAAAACAACAAAAAUAAAAAGAUUUUUACCAAACUCUUAUUUGAAGAUUAUUAAGAAAUAAACGUUAAAUAUGGGGUCGCUUUGUGGUUUCUUCGUUAAAACUGUUACCAUUGACAAAGAUGAAAAUACCUACAAGACUACUAGUGAAGUACCAAAUCCAGGUAUCAAGAUUAGAAAAGCCAAAGCAGAGGAACUCGAUAGAGUAGCCGAUCUUCUUUACGAAGGUUACAAGAAGAGGUUACCAUUUUUUGCUGAUGAGGGAAAACAGGAAUUUUUCACUGAUAUGGUCAAGAAUUGUUUCCAAUCUAAUCCAAAACUAAUAGAGAAUGUAUUAGUUGCCAUAGACGAUAGUAAAAUUCAAGGACUCUGCUCCAUGAAAUUUACAAAUGAAGAAUGUAAAUCAUCAACGAAUUCAAAGAAAUGUGAAGAAUCAUUCAAAGGUAGUUCCUGUAAAGGUCUAAUGAAAACGAUAUUUUCAUUCGGAAUGAAUCAAUACCUAUCUAAAGUUGGCAAUGAUGAAGCGUUUAUCGAAGCAAUAUCUGUAGAUCCAGAAUGUAAGAAGGAAUCAGAAAUCAAGAACCUUCUCUUACAAGCGGCUGGUGACGAAUGUCAAGAUAGAAAAUGCAAAAAAAUAUCUUCGAUAGUCAUGUUCAAGGAUUUCGAAAAUAGAAGAUUCUUUGAAAAUUAUGGCUAUACUACUGCCAAAAUGCAUCUUGCCAGACCAAUUUUCAUGUACGGAGAUAAGGGUUGCUACAAAAUGGAGAAAGAAGUUUUUCAGUAUUGUUAA